Melanotaenia boesemani (Boeseman's rainbowfish) is the source of this 1269-nucleotide messenger RNA. RefSeq names its product anaphase promoting complex subunit 16 (gene anapc16). The coding region runs from base 151 to 477 and encodes 108 amino acids. Gene Ontology annotation, cellular component: cytosol; anaphase-promoting complex; kinetochore. Lineage: Eukaryota; Metazoa; Chordata; Actinopteri; Atheriniformes; Melanotaeniidae. The record is from RefSeq and is a predicted model, not a curated record. The transcript has 4 exons. Gene Ontology annotation, biological process: protein ubiquitination.
GAUGUUAAAAUCUUUGAAAGAGCGCCACCGCUUCAAACGUAAAAUGCCGAAAAGUGUUUUCUUUGUCGUAAGCUUGCAACAUCGAAAACAACAGUAUAAACUGCGUAGGAUUUUAAUUUAUUUCCUGGGACAGCGGCGUUACCUGGGGCAAUGGCAGCGUCUUCUUCCUCAUCUUCUGCGGGAGGUGUGAGCGGCAGCUCGGUGACAGGCUCUGGAUUCAGUGCUUCAGAACUCAUCCCUCCAAGGAAAGUCCUGUAUACCUAUCCCAAAGGAGCAGGUGAAAUGAUGGAAGACGGCUCUGACAGAUUUUUAUGUGAGUCUGUGUUCAGCUACCAAGUUGCUUCGACAUUGAAACAAGUGAAAAAUGAUCAACAAAUGUCGAGAAUGGAGAAACUUGCAAGUCUGGUGGAGGAGUUGGAAGCAGACGAGUGGCGGUACAAACCGAUAGAACAGCUAUUGGGAUUCACACCAUCUUAAAUAAAGAGAUUCAGAUACCUUUGGUUAAUAAAUCAGCCAAAUAGGAUGAAACAGAAGGACAUGUUUUAUUUCAUCUUAUUAAUUAUAUUUCUCCUUUACAGGUUUAUUCUGUAUCAUAAGUGUGAGAUGUGUUUUUAGAGAUACUGAAUGCUAGAUAUAUAUAUUUUUUAUUACUUUUACCAUUCUGUUUACUUAUUUGUUUUUCUUUUCAAAAAAUCCUGACCCAAUAAAGUGAAACUUUUGUCAUCUAAUUCUUAUAUAAAUACCAAACUCACAAUGUAAAAUUUAGAUGAUUAUUGACAGAUUUUACUUUUUUUUCUUUUUCUUUUUCCUGUGUGAGGCAAUUAAAAGUUAAUUCUCUAUCUGUUUUUAACCUCAGUGUUAAACCAAGUAAUAUCUGUGGUAAUAAAUCAUUUCUGUGAAGCAUUGUGUUUCCACAUGGCUGUAACUCAUAAAUCUAAAAAACCUGCUGCCUGCUCUGCCUCCUCCUCACUCCAUUGGUCCUCAUCGCUCCUCGCUGGAAAAACAGCACUUGGAGCAAAACAAAGAGAGCUUGUAAAUAAAGUCGGACUUGGACAUUUUUGGCAUUAGUUGCUGUUUGUUUUUCUUGGUGUUUUGUAGUUUGUCUUAAUCCUCCCCAACAAGUUAAGUUUUUCAAAAUGUUUCUGCUUUUAUUCAUCUUGAUUAAUUUCAUAGAGUUCUUUUUUUUCACAGGAAGAAAAACAAUCAUGAAAAUAACAGUGUUCUGCAAAGUAAAUGAUUGUCUUCAAACAAACAAAAGUUGGGAACACA